Messenger RNA from Scylla paramamosain (green mud crab), 2652 nucleotides. RefSeq names its product hexosaminidase D-like. Gene Ontology annotation, biological process: carbohydrate metabolic process. Bases 308 to 1765 code for a protein of 485 amino acids. NCBI's taxonomy places the organism in Eukaryota, Metazoa, Arthropoda, Malacostraca, Decapoda, Portunidae. The transcript is spliced from 12 exons. The record is from RefSeq and is a predicted model, not a curated record. Gene Ontology annotation, molecular function: hexosaminidase activity.
AAGACUAGGAAUUGAUUAAAAGAGUCUGGAAGAAACCAGUUGAGUGAAGAUCGAAGGGAAGAGAGUGAGAUGGAGGGACGGAAUUGCGGUAAAACUGCUAAAGAUGGAAGUCACAGAGGAGAAUGCAGCGGACAAAAAAAACUGGAGACUCGUACAUGGCGCUUACCGCUACCUAGGGAAACGGUGGAAGUAGCAGUGUGGUCCCCCCUGAAGCGCGGCGGCAAGUGACAAGUCAGGUUUUCUUUGCCUGGAUGUAAACAAGAGUCCCGCGUAGGUUACACCGCUGUCCGAAGGAACUUCACUGAAAAUGGAUCAACUUGAAGAUUUUCACAAGUUGGUCCAUCUUGACCUGAAGGGAGCUCCUCCUAGAAUGAGUUACUAUGAGCAGAUCUUUCCCGUCAUCUCAUCAUUUGGUGCCACCGGCUUGUUGGUGGAGUAUGAGGACAUGUUUCCAUAUCAUGACAAGUUGGCUCACUUGAAGGCACCUCAUGCCUACACACAGGAAGAUAUUCUAAAACUACAUGAGCUUGCAGCAAAAAGCAAUCUCACUGUCAUUCCUUUAAUGCAAACCUUUGGCCACUUUGAGUUUGUGCUGAAACAUGAUGAGAACCGAGCAGUUCGGGAGGUAGAGGGCUACCCCAACACCUUGUGCCCAACCCACCCUGACUCCUUCCCAUUAGUGACUGAGCUGCUCACACAGAUAAUGAACCUGCAUUUCACAGACAAAUAUCUUCAUAUUGGUGCUGAUGAGGUGUGGCAUAUAGGGAAGUGUCCAAGAUGUCAGGUUGAGAUGGAGUCAAAGGGAAUGUCAACAGAAGACUUAUUUCAAAUGUGGGUAUUUAAGGUGGCACGGUGGUUCAAGAAGGAAUAUCCUCAUGUUACAAUUAUCAUGUGGGAUGACAUGAUAAGAAAUAUUCCUGCUGAGAAAAUCAAAAGCAGUGGCCUUUGUGAUAUUGUGGAACCAAUGGUGUGGCAGUAUCAGGCCAAAACUUUUGACCUGCCUCCAGAUUUGUUUGAGAAGUAUUCAGCAGUAUUUCCAAGUAUAUGGGUUGCCAGUGCCUUCAAGGGUGCCACAGGGAGUACACAGUUUCUGCCUCCCAUUCAGCACCACAUCAAUAAUAACCUGAUGUGGUUAACUGUGUUGUCAGAAAAAAAGCAUACCAAGAAGUUCAAAGGUAUUUGUUUAACUGGAUGGCAAAGAUAUGACCAUUAUGCUGUGCUGUGUGAGUUGCUACCUGUAGCUCUGCCCAGUCUCUGCUUGUGUCUGCGAGUAGUGUCCCAAGCAGCCUUCACUGAGGCAGACCAUGACCUUGUGUCACAGAAACUGGGCUUCCGCCAUCGCAUUAAUGUCCUUCCCUUCCCCAGGCCACAAGUAAUAGAGCAGCAAAUGUCCUUUCCUGGUCACAAAGUCUAUGUUGGAGUGCAGAUGUGGUCAAAUUUUGUGUGUAGAUACCAAGCAAUAAGCAACUCAGAGGGAAUGUUGGGAUGGUUCAGUGACUACCUAAGGUCCAGAAAUUUCACAAACCCUCUCCAGGUGGAAAAUAUUUUAACCCAAAUAGUUGAGGUCCUGGACAACAUCCUGGAACUGAAGACUCACCUUGUGCCAUGGAUGCAGGAGGUGUUCUUUGAAGACACAGUGGAGGAGUGGAUUGGUUCCUUUGUUGAUCCACUUAUAGACAAACUAAAUGAUGUAGUAAAAGAAUGUAAGAAACAAAUUCUAAUUGGUGGACGAGUCAGAGACUACAAGAAAGCUCAGAUGAGAUGAAAAGUUAAAAAGAAAAAAAUCCAAUGAGGAAUUUAAAUCAAUGAAUGAUCCCUACUGAGACACAUUUGUGUCUUACUUUAUUAAUCACACCAUUGUGUGAGCAAGUCAAAAUCAGGAAUUUGAAUUCAGUUUUUAGAAUUCUCCAAGAUUAAGUAGAGUUAAAUUUUUGAUAAUAGGUCAGCACAAAUAAGUGAAGGAAAAGUAAUUUUACUUGAACUUUUUGCAUAAAUUGCUUCAUAGUUCAUGUAUCCCGCCUUGUGUUUGAUGUGGAUGUUUCCUCUAAAUGUUACCUCUAAGAAAAUUUUAAACUUUGUUAGUACUUUCCUCUCAAGUGGGAGGAUUCUUUGUUCUGCAUUUUCUUUUCUUUGGCAAAGGGAGACCACAGCAUACUUAAUGCCUCCAAGGACCCAGUACAUCUCCAUAUCAUAAAGGUGAGCAUCAAAGUUAUUCCUGGUAUGAAAGAUCUAUCAUCAGUUUAUUCCUAGUAUGUAAGAAUCUGCCCAAAAUGCAAUUUUUCUAUGAGGCUGUGUUAUUUAUUGUAAGAGCAUUAGCAGGAAGUUUAAUUGUAACAAAUUUUAAUUGGAAGUACUUUAUUGUUUUUAAGUAACAAACUUUUUCAUAUCUCCAACAAAGUGUUGAAACAUCAGGAUUGGGUUCAGAAGUAGACACAAUGUGAAAAUGUUUAUUUAACUGGAGUUCAUGUUUGUUUCCAUAAUAUGAAAUCUCACCCUUCUGUGGUUUUCAGAGGUUGUUACAUUGUUUUUCGAAAAUCUCAAUGUAACAAACUGAUGGAUUGGUAUCAUACUUUGACAUAGCUUAUUUCAUACACCACCAAUUUUUGUCACCAUAAUCAAGUUACAAAAGUGGAUAAUAAAGGCACUUGCCAU